GGGGUGGCGGUUGCCCGGAUGGGCCGUUAGUCGGAGCCCUGCCGCGGAGGGAGCGAGGGAGACGGAGGAGCCGUACCCGGCGCCAUCCGCCGCCAUCCGCCCCCGCCCCACCGCCAUCCCACCCCGGGGAGCCCCUGGGCUCCGGUCCCGGAUCCCCGCGCACCCGGCCAGGCUCCGGCACGUUUUGGGGGAGGUGCCUGUAGGACCCAUCGUACUCAAUGAGCUUCCAGCGCAAUGUCCGAUCGCUCGGGGCCGACUGCCAAGGGGAAGGAUGGAAAGAAGUAUUCCUCGCUCAACCUGUUUGAUACGUAUAAGGGCAAGUCCUUAGAGAUCCAGAAACCCGCUGUUGCCCCUCGCCAUGGCCUGCAGAGUCUUGGGAAAGUUGCCAUUGCCCGGCGUAUGCCACCCCCAGCCAAUCUACCGAGCCUGAAAGCCGAGAAUAAAGGCAAUGACCCCAAUGUCUCACUAGUGCCGAAAGACGGAACAGGAUGGGCAAGCAAACAGGAGCAGUCCGACCCCAAGAGUUCCGAUGCGUCAACCGCUCAGCCGCCGGAAUCGCAGCCACUGCCGGCUUCGCAGACGCCUGCCUCGAACCAGCCGAAACGACCCCCAGCAGCCCCCGAGAGCGCUCCUUCGGUUCCAAGCGGGGUAAAGUCCUGGGCCCAGACCAGCGUCACCCAUGGAGCACACGGAGAUGGUGGAAGGGCAUCAAGCCUACUGUCACGAUUCUCUCGAGAGGAAUUUCCGACCCUGCAGGCGGCUGGCGACCAGGACAAGGCUGCCAAGGAAAGGGAGUCUGCCGAACAGUCGUCUGGGCCCGGACCAAGCCUCCGCCCCCAGAAUUCCACAACCUGGAGGGACGGCGGUGGGCGUGGCCCUGAUGAGCUGGAGGGCCUGGACUCCAAACUUCAUCACGGCCAUGAUCCCCGGGGGGCACUGCCACCUUCCGGCCCACCCCAGUUCCCUCCCUACCGAGGAAUGAUGCCGCCCUUCAUGUACCCCCCGUAUCUCCCAUUCCCUCCACCCUAUGGACCCCAGGGGCCUUACCGAUACCCCACCCCUGAUGGGCCCAGCCGUUUUCCCCGAGUGGUAGGCCCCCGGGGCUCAGGGCCGCCAAUGCGCCUCAUGGAGCCCAUGGGUCGGCCCUCCAUUCUUAAAGAGGAUAACCUCAAAGAGUUUGACCAGCUGGACCAGGAGAACGACGAUGGUUGGGCAGGGGCUCACGAGGAGGUUGACUACACCGAAAAGCUCAAGUUCAGUGAUGAGGAGGAUGGACGAGACUCCGAUGAGGAGGGAGCUGAGGGCCACAAGGAGUCCCAGGCAGCUGCUGGGGAGGAACGGCCCCCAGAAGCAAAUGGCAGGAAGGGCAACUCGGCUGGCAGUGAGCCGCCCCCACCCAAGACGGCCUGGGCAGAGGCCUCCCGGCCUCCGGAGACGGAGACGGAGGCGGGGCCUCCUGCCCCGAAGCCGCCCCCGCCCCCGCUGCACCGGGGCCCCGCUGGGAACUGGGGCCCCCCCGGCGAUUACCCAGAUCGUGGGGGCCCGCCCUGCAAGCCCCCAGCGCCUGAGGAUGAGGAUGAGGCGUGGCGGCAGCGGCGGAAGCAGUCCUCGUCCGAGAUCUCCCUGGCCGUGGAGCGCGCCCGGCGGCGCCGGGAGGAGGAGGAGCGCCGCAUGCAGGAGGAGCGCCGGGCGGCCUGCGCCGAGAAGCUCAAGCGGCUCGACGAGAAGUUCGGGGCGCCCGACAAGCGGCUCAAAGCAGAGCCUGCUGCCCCGCCUGCUGCCCCUCCUGCCCCGGCGCCACCACCUGCUGCCCCCAAAGAGCUCCCCUCACCUCCUCCACCAGCACCAGCCCCACCACCAGAAAAAGAACGGGAAGAGCCGGCCCAGGCUCCUGCCCAGGCCACCCCCACUCCAGGUGCGGCUGCACCUCCUGUCCUGGUGAGUGGUGGUGGCAGCACCAGUAGCACCAGCAGUGGCAGCUCCGAAGCCAGCCCAGUGGAACCCCAACUGCCCUCCAAGGAGGGUCCUGAACCACCAGAAGAGGUUCCUUCUCCUGCCACCCCUCCAGCCCCGAAGGUGGAACCCAAGGGUGAUGGGGUUGGGCCCACCCGGCAGCCCCCUAGUCAGGGCUUGGGCUACCCCAAAUAUCAGAAGUCGUUACCUCCUCGUUUCCAGCGGCAACAGCAGGAGCAGCUCCUGAAGCAGCAACAGCAGCAGUGGCAGCAGCACCAGCAGGGCUCCGCCCCCCCUGCCGCGGUGCCCCCCUCACCACCACAGCCUGUGACCGUAGGGGCUGUGCCAGCUCCACAGGCUCCCCCUCCCAAGGCCCUGUACCCAGGGGCUCUGGGUCGCCCCCCACCCAUGCCUCCGAUGAACUUUGACCCCCGCUGGAUGAUGAUUCCUCCUUACGUGGACCCCCGGCUCCUCCAAGGCCGGCCCCCCCUGGACUUCUACCCGCCCGGCGUGCACCCCUCCGGCCUCGUUCCCCGGGAGCGCUCAGACAGCGGAGGCUCCAGCUCCGAGCCAUUCGAGCGCCACGCGGGCCCCCUCGUACGGGAUCGGGGCACCCCGCCGGGGGACGCAAAGUUGGCCUGGGUAGGAGAUGUCUUCACCACCACACCCACUGACCCUCGCCCGCUCACCUCACCACUGCGACAGGCCGUCGAGGAGGACGACAAGGGGAUGAGGAGUGAAACCCCUCCCGUGCCUCCCCCCCCACCCUAUCUGGCCAGUUACCCCGGCUUUCCCGAGAACGGCGCCCCUGGGCCCGCCCUCCCUCGCUUCCCUCCGGAGGAGCUGCCGGCCCCGGGGCCCCGCCCGCUGCCCUGGCCCCCCGGCAGUGAGGAGGCAGCCAAGACACAGGCUUCCCCGCCCAAGAAGGAGGCCCCCAAGGAGGAGCCGCCACAGCCCACAGGGCCGGAAGCCAGCCGGAAGCCGCCCCGGGGGGUGGGAGGCCAGGGCCCCCCGCCAGCCCGCAGAGAGAGCCGCACCGAGACCCGCUGGGGCCCGCGCCCCGGCAGCAGCAGGCGCGGGGGCCCUCCAGAGGAGCCCGGGGCCCCGCCCCGCCGCGCCGGGCCCAUCAAGAAGCCCCCGCCUCCUGCAAAGGCCCAGGAGCUGCCUCCCAAGCCCCCCGAACGGGGGGAUGAAGCCCUCACGGUCCCAAAGCCAGACCCACUCAAGACAGCAAAGGGGAAGGUGGGGGGCCCCAAGGAGACUCCACCUGGCGGGCCCCUUUCCCCGGCCCCGAGGCUUCGGAGGGACUACUCCUACGAAAGAGUGGGGCCUGCCUCCUGCCGUGGCCGCGGGCGAGGCGAGUAUUUUGCCAGAGGGAGAGGGUUCCGGGGGACAUACGGGGGGCGAGGACGCGGCGGCCGAAGCCGAGAGUUCCGCAGUUACCGCGAGUUCCGUGGCGAUGACGGGCGUGCAGGGGGGGCAGGGGGACCCGGCCACCCCCCUGCGCCCCGGGGCCGCACCGCCAGCGAGACGCGGAGUGAGGGCUCGGAGUACGAAGAGAUCCCCAAGCGGCGCCGGCAGCGGGGCUCCGAGACGGGCAGCGAGACCCACGAGAGUGACCUGGCCCCUUCGGACAAGGAGGCCCCCCCGCCCAAGGACGGUGUCCUCGCCCCCGCGCCUCCGGCUCCCCCGCCCGCAGGAGCGCCUCCUUCGCCGGCCCCAGCCCGCUUCCCUGCUGCCCGCGGGGGGCGCGUCUUCACCCCCAGAGGGGUGCCCUCCCGCCGGGGCCGGGGCGGGGGCCGGCCCCCUCCGCCCGUUUGCCCGAGCUGGGCCCCUCCGGCCAAGUCUCUGGCCCCCAAGAAGCCGCCAGCUGGUCCCCUGCCGAGUAAGGAGCCGCCGAAAGAGAAGCUGAUGGCGGGGCCCCUGUCCCCCAUGGCCCGCGCCGGCCCCGGCCUGGGCCUGGCCGGGGAGGACGGGGAGCGGCCCCGGAGGCGGCGGCACGGGCGGGCUCAGCAGCAGGACAAGCCGCCCCGCUUCCGCAGGCUGAAGCAGGAGCGGGAGAGCGCCCGGGGCGCCGAGGGCCGGCGCGCGUCCCCCGCCCGCCCGCCCGCCACGCCGGCGCCCGAGGAGGCCCCCGCCCCCGCGUCCGCCCCCCCGCCACCGCGCCGGGCAGCUGCCAAGUCUCCUGACCUGUCGAACCAGAACUCGGACCAGGCCAACGAGGAGUGGGAGACUGCCUCCGAGAGCAGCGACUUUGCCAGUGAGCGCCGGGGGGACAAGGAGGCUCCUCCGUCAGCACUGCUGACCCCCAAGAUUGCGGGGACUCCUGGGGGCGGGGCCGGCGGGGCCGGGCCAGGCAUUACCGCCAUGUCGCGGGCAGAUCUGAGCCAGAGAGCCAAGGACCUGAGCAAGCGGAGCUUCUCGAGUCAGCGGCCAGGCAUGGAGAGGCAGAACCGGCGCCCCGGCCCCAGCAGCAAGGCCGGCGCCGGGGGCGGCGCCGGGGGAGGGCCCGGAGGCAGGGCCGGCCCAGGGCGCGGGGACAAGAGGAGCUGGCCCUCUCCCAAGAACCGGAGCCGCCCUCCAGAGGAGCGCCCCGCAGGCCUCCCUCUGCCUCCCCCGCCCCCGAGCAGUUCUGCUGUCUUCCGCCUGGACCAGGUGAUCCACAGCAACCCUGCUGGCAUCCAACAGGCCCUGGCCCAGCUCAGCAGCCGCCAGGGGAGUGCAGCUGCACCAGGGGGGCACCCAAGGCCCAAGCCUGGGCCUCCCCUCACUCCUCAAGGCCCGUCCCCUCGGCCCCCAACCCUCUAUGACCCUCAGAGGGCCAGCAACAACAGCAUUGGCAUCGGUUCAGACCUCCACUUCGAGGAGCCAGGGCCGAUGGUGAGGGGGGUGGGCGGGACUCCCCAGGAUGCUGCCGGGGUUAAUUCUUUCCCCCCCAAACGGCGGGAGCGGCCUCCCAGAAAACCGGAGCUGCUGCAGGAGGAAUCUUUGCCGCCUUCUCAUAGCUCUGGAUUCUUGGGCCCCAAGCCUGAGGGCCCAGGCCCUCACGGAGCGUCUAGAGAUGCAGAGACAGAGGCCCUGACCCCUCACAUCUGGAAUCGUUUACAUUCUGCCUCUAGUCGGAAGAGUUACCGGCCUGGCCCCGUGGAGCCCUGGAUGGAGCCCCUGAGUCCCUUUGAGGACGUGGCCGCCACGGAGAUGAGUCAGUCUGACAGUGGGGUGGACCUGAGUGGGGAUUCUCAGGUAUCGUCAGGUCCCUGCAGCCAGCGAAGUUCCCCUGAUGGAGGACUCAAGGGGGCAGCAGAGGGGCCCCCCAAGCGGCCUGGAGGCCCCUCACCCCUGAAUGCUGUUCCUGGUGAGGGUCCACCUGCCUCUGAACCCUCUGAACCUCCUAGGAGACGGCCACAUGCCCCCCCUGAUGGGGACAGAAAGGAGCUGCCCCGGGAGCAGCCUCUGCCCCCUGGUCCCAUCGGCACAGAACGACUGCAGCGCGCGGACCGCGGCCCGGAGCCCGGCUCCCUGCGGCCAUCCUGCCGGCCCGGUCCCCCGGGCCAGUUCGGCACCAGUGACAAGGACUCAGACUUGCGCCUAGUGGUGGGAGACAGUUUAAAAGCAGAGAAGGAGCUCACGGCAUCCGUCACUGAGGCCAUUCCCAUAUCCCGAGACUGGGAGCUGCUCCCUAGUGCUGCUGCCUCCGCUGAGCCGCCACCACAGCCCAGGAGCCUGGCGCCCGGGCACUGUGGCCCAGAGCCCAGCCCCGCAGGCCAGCGCUUGUACCCCGAGAUCUUCUACGGCAGCCCCGGGCCUGCCGGCUCCCAGGUUUCAGGGGGAGCCAUAGACUCUCAGUUACAUCCCAACAAUGGGGGCUUCCGCUCUGGGACGCCAGUGCACCCUUACCGGUCACAGCCCCUGUACCUGCCCCCGGGCCCGGCACCCCCCUCAGCACUGCUCUCAGGCGUGGCUGUCAAGGGCCAGUUCCUGGAUUUCUCAGCGCUGCAAGCAGCCGAGCUGGGGAAGUUGCCGGCUGGAGUUCUCUACCCGCCACCUUCCUUCCUCUACUCUCCAGCCUUCUGCCCCAGCCCUCUGCCUGACCCGCCCCUGCUUCAGGUGCGCCAGGAUCUGCCAUCCCCCCCAGAUUUUUACUCUACUCCUCUGCAGCCUGGUGGCCAGAGUGGCUUCCUCCCCUCGGGGGCUGCCCAGCAGAUGCUUCUACCCAUGAUGGACUCCCAGCUGCCUGUGGUGAACUUCGGCUCCCUGCCACCAGUGCCGCCUCCUGCCCCACCCCCCCUUUCUCUGUUACCUGUGGGCCCUGCUCUGCAGCCCCCCAGUUUGGCUGUGCGGCCCCCACCUGCUCCUCGGGUGCUGCCUUCGCCUGCCAGGCCCUUCCCCCCUGGCUUGGGGCGAGCAGAGCUUCACCCAGUAGAACUAAAGCCGUUCCAGGACUAUCGGAAACUGAGCAGCAGCCUUGGGGGGCCGGGAUCAUCCUGUGCUCUUCCAGCUGGAAGGUCUUUCUCUGGCCUCAGUUCCCGUCUCAAAGCCACACCCUCCACCUAUAGCGGUGUCUUCCGCACCCAGCACAUUGACCUUCACCAGCAGGCCUCCCCGCCUGACGCCCUACGCUGGAUGCCGAAGCCUUGGGAGCGGCCAGGGCCGCCUUCCCGACGGGCAGAAGAGCCUGGGGCCCGAGGAGACAAGGAGCCUAGGUUGCCCCCACCCCGCUGAGGGAGUUCCUCUUGCCCGUCCCCCAGGCCUUGUAUAUAGAUUAUAAAUAUAUAAGGGGAAAGGGGUGGGUGGGAGGGGUUGUGGGGCUGGGGCCUCGCUUCCCCUCCUCCCUGCUCCCCUGGUCCCCUCUCCCUGGGGCCAUUUGUUAA
Pipistrellus kuhlii (Kuhl's pipistrelle) is the source of this 6824-nucleotide messenger RNA. RefSeq names its product proline rich coiled-coil 2A (gene PRRC2A). The transcript is spliced from 31 exons. The coding region runs from base 235 to 6675 and encodes 2146 amino acids. Gene Ontology annotation, biological process: cell differentiation. NCBI's taxonomy places the organism in Eukaryota, Metazoa, Chordata, Mammalia, Chiroptera, Vespertilionidae. The record is from RefSeq and is a predicted model, not a curated record.